This is a messenger RNA of Paramormyrops kingsleyae, 1476 nucleotides long. RefSeq names its product BCL2 like 16 (gene bcl2l16). Gene Ontology annotation, biological process: release of cytochrome c from mitochondria; extrinsic apoptotic signaling pathway in absence of ligand; regulation of apoptotic process. Gene Ontology annotation, molecular function: BH domain binding. The record is from RefSeq and is a predicted model, not a curated record. Gene Ontology annotation, cellular component: mitochondrial outer membrane. Lineage: Eukaryota; Metazoa; Chordata; Actinopteri; Osteoglossiformes; Mormyridae.
GAGCGUCGCGUCGGGGAGCUGGGCUCUGCGGCUCAGCCGCUGCGGAAUCUGCUGCUGGUCUCCAGCACAGGUGCUAAAAUUAGACUGAGGCGAAGUGGGAGAGAGCAUUCACCAGGGCAGACGUUCAGAAAAAAGCAAACUUUCCCACCUGCUAACAUUGCCUCCCCACCCCUUGGCACUAGCGGAUCCUGGUCAGUGGAUGUGGGCAAAACAUCCAUGCUGAUUGCCAACGGACACUGAGCGAGUGGGCAGAUGCCCUGAGAUUGCUGGGUAUUGAGAAGGAGCCAAUGGGGAGGUCCGGAGAAGCAGGUGGUGGGCGGGGCCUGCAUAGCCCAGACCCUCUGGUCCGGGAGGCUUUUGUGAUGUCAUAUGACUACAUCAGCUACGUGACAGCGAGGCCCGGCACUUCUGUGCCCCCUGCUCCCUCAGCCGCAGCUGCUGCCCUGCGACACGCUGGAGAUGAACUGCUCCUCAAAUUCCCCAUCUUUUUUCGCCGCUGGCCACGAGUCUUCCAGGAUGUGACGGAAACCUCUGCCUGCCCCAUGCUCAUCGCCAUCCUGGAUGAGCACUUUGCCCCCGCCCCUGGGGGGCGCCGGAGAGAGUUGGCCUGGAGUGCUAUCUUGUCAGUGUAUGUGCUGGCUGGACAGAUGGCAUUGCACUGCCAGGAGAAGGGCAUGCUGGGAACUCUUCCCGAGCUUCAGGAGUGUGUAGGGAUGUAUGUGGAGAGAUUGAUCUGCCCAGAGAUCCGGGACAAGGGUGGAUGGUCUGGAUUUGUGUCUCGCUUUGGUAAGAAGCAGGACCUAGAAAGCCACGUGAAGAAAGUGUGCAGCUGGACUCUACUCGUACUGACCAUGAGCAUCAUCUCAUAUUUCUUGUGGAAAAGGAGGGUGCAGUAAAUCACAGCACCAUCCGGUGACGAGGAUGAUUCAUCCUGAAGAAUGUCCCGAAGAAAGUCUUUUCGCUCCCUAACAUUCUUAUCGGUAUCAAACCAAUACUGGCAAGUUGCAACAAGAAUGACUACAAACCGAUACCUAACCACCCACAAGAGGGCGAUAGUAUCCCAUCUACCAUUUUUUACUUUGUGCUUGACAAUUCGAGUUGCCAGGUCAGAAAAAAAAUGUAUAGCCAGUUAGCCACAAUACUUCCUAUAAACUGCACAGCAUGGCCUGAAACCAGUGAUUGUGGAACAAGGUGUUGGGGGAAAUUCCUCUAUUGAUCAUUUUUAUCUCACACACGUGCCCUUUAUGUCGCAAAUAGCACAUUUUUGUGCACCAUUUCACUGCAUGUCAUUUUGAAUUUUUCUGGUUUAAAAAUGUAUCUUGUGAACAUCGUCUAUUUUUGCAGCAACCCCCCCUCCCCCCAAUAAUGCUACACCAGAUUUCACAAUCCCGUUUCUUAAGGAGCAGAAUUUAGCAUGAAAACUUCAAUUCUGGAAACUCUGCUGACAAUAAAUGAUAAAGCACUUACAUGGCUUCA